This is a messenger RNA of Juglans microcarpa x Juglans regia, 2193 nucleotides long. RefSeq names its product eukaryotic translation initiation factor 4B2-like. NCBI's taxonomy places the organism in Eukaryota, Viridiplantae, Streptophyta, Magnoliopsida, Fagales, Juglandaceae. Gene Ontology annotation, molecular function: mRNA binding; translation initiation factor activity. The record is from RefSeq and is a predicted model, not a curated record.
GGCCCUACGUUAGAUUUUCCUCACAACCUCGUUUCGCCACACUACAACCUUAAACACUCCUUCCCCCGCUGUCUGUCUUCUGUAAUCCCCUCUUCUUCUCGUGUUCCCGGAGCUCCGGCUCCACUAAAGGAGCCCCGGCUCAAUAAUUGAAAAAGAACAUUAAAGGAAAAAAGAGCGUAAACCAACGAUUUCCCAUUUAUUAUCUCUCUCUUCCUAUUUGUAGCCAGAUCUUGAGCCAGAAAGGAGAUGUCGACAAAACCCUGGGGUAACAUCGGAGCCUGGGCCGCCGAUGUCGAAGCCGAAGAGCUCGAGGUUGCGGCGGCUGCUGCGGCUGCGGCCGAGUCCUUGUCCCAGAAAUUCCCUAGCCUCAAAGAAGCCGCGACAGCCAAGCCCAAGAAGAAGAAGAUGACCUUAUCCGAGUUCAACAUGGCCUCCUACUCCGCGCUGUCCGGUGGCCGCGGCUCAACCCAAAACAACCAAGGGUUGACCCCCGAAGAGAUGGUCCGGCUCCCGACCGGUCCCAAAGUGCGCUCUGCCGAGGAAAUGCAGUACGGUGGGCUCGGAGGCGGGUUCUCUUCGUACGGGCGGUCCGGUUCUUUAUCAGGCCGGGGCAGGGACCGGGACGAAGGAGAUGGUUCCUGGGGCGGUGGCUCCCGUAGGCCCUAUGGUGGAUUUGAUCAGGAACGUAGGGGUCCCCCUCCGUCUAGGGUUUCGGAUUUGGAUCAGCCUUCGAGGGCGGACGAGGUCGACAACUGGGCCUUGACGAAGAAACCUCUGCCGCCUUCACUCGAAUCGGGUCGGAAUAAUCGGUACGGGUCUCUUGGUGGCGGGUCGAGGGCUGAUGACAUUGAUAAUUGGGCGGUUGGGAAAAAGCCUCUUUCUGCUAAAUCUUCCACAUUCGGGUCAGGAUUUCGAGAUUCGGGUCAGGAGCCCGAACGCUGGACUAGAGGAGGCGGAGGGUUUCGUGAGAGCGACCGGGAACGGCCUAGAUUGGUAUUUGAUCCUAGAGGGCAUUUGGGCGUUAAUGAAACGCCGGUGGUCGUGGUGAAUUCGAAUAAGCCGAACCCGUUUGGUGCAGCACGCCCUAGGGAGCAGGUUUUAGCGGAGAAGGGUUUGGAUUGGAAGAAGAUGGAAUCGGAUAUUGAGGCUAAGAAAGCAAGUACACCGACAAGUGCACACUCGAGCAGGCCUUCCAGCGCACAGUCAAGCCACUCUGAGGGUCAAGGGCUGCAGCAGGUUUUUGAGAAUGUGGUCAAGCCGAGGCCUAAGGUGAAUCCUUUUGGUGAUGCCAAGCCUAGGGAGGUUUUGCUUGAGGAGCGAGGUAAAGAUUGGAGGAAGAUUGAUCUUGAAUUGGAGCAUCGCAGCGUCGACAGGCCUGAAACAGAGGAGGAAAAGAAAUUGAAAGAAGAAUUAUAUCAUUUAAAGCAGGAAUUUCAGAGGGAAUCUACCUCGGAAGCAAACAGGGAAUCUCUGCAAGAGUCUAGUGGAGACCAAUCCAGUUUAUGCAAUAUAAUACGUCUCAAAGAAACGGAAUUGGAAGCACUGAUUCAUGAUUUGGAUGUUAAAGUUCGCUUUGGGCAGAAAGCGGUUGAAAGGCCUGGUUCCAGGCCUAGUUCUGGAGCAGGCAGGGUGGCUGGCUUUCCUGAGAGGCCACCUUCUCAAUCUGGGUCAAUUGAGGAAACGAGAAAUCUGGAGUUCAUGGAUAGGCCUCGAUCGCGCGGCACAGGGGAUGUGUGGACAAGGUCUGCUGAUGGCAGAAGAUCCUUUGGAGCUGGAAGGGAUAGAGGAUUUCAUGGUAACCGAGACUUAGACAGGCCGAGGCCAAGGGAGAGGUGGUGAACAGAAGUGUGGAUUCAUUGAAAUAUCUUCUAGUUUUGACAAACGGGAGGGACCAAAAAUAAUAUUUUGUUUUUUUUUUUUUUGUUUCUUGGUUUUCUUCAUCUUGCUCUGGGAAGUGGAGCAGAAAUUGUUGAGUAACUGAUACUGGGAACUCAAUGCGUUAAUCUCUUACAUUUUGAAACUAUGUAAAAUUACACUUUUUUUUUUUGUUUUUUAUUUGUCUGUCUUAUUAGAUUAACGAGCCCACAUUGUUUGUAGAACUCAGUUUUAGUUGAACGGUAUGGGACUCUGGUUUACUUUUGUGACACUCACUCUGAGCUCUAUAUAGUUAAUUGGUUUUAUCUUACUGUGGAU